Scomber japonicus (chub mackerel) is the source of this 2912-nucleotide messenger RNA. It is a transcript of the gene gpr137, whose product is annotated as G protein-coupled receptor 137. Gene Ontology annotation, biological process: positive regulation of TORC1 signaling. The coding region runs from base 159 to 1316 and encodes 385 amino acids. The transcript is spliced from 8 exons. The record is from RefSeq and is a predicted model, not a curated record. Gene Ontology annotation, cellular component: lysosomal membrane. NCBI's taxonomy places the organism in Eukaryota, Metazoa, Chordata, Actinopteri, Scombriformes, Scombridae.
ACACACGGAAACACGGAUUAUACCGUCGACUGCUGUUUACCCCGGAGCCUGUGGUCCACUUUACACAUAAGGUCUCUCAUGUGAACCUCUCUGACUGAGAGGAGAAGGUCAGGCUGUUUCACUGUGACGAUGGACACUUAGUCUCGUCAGCGCCCCAAAUGGAAGCUCCGGUCACACCUUCCCCUCCUCCCAACUCCUCCACCUUGCCUCCCCCGGUCCCCCUGCGCCCGGCCGUCGCCCCCUCGGUCCAGCUGGGUUUCACCAUCCUCUACACUACCCUGUAUGCCGGACUCUUCCUUGCGGUGUACAUCCAGCUCUGGCUUCUCUACCUUUACAGACACAAACGAUGGAGCUACCAGAGCGUCUUUCUCUUCCUCUGCCUGCUGUGGGCCGCUCUCCGCACCACCCUGUUUUCCUUUUACUUCCGCAACGCUCUGGAAGCCAAUCACCUACCCGUGGCAGUCUACUGGCUGCUCUACUGCUUCCCCGUCUGUCUGCAGUUCUUCACUCUCAGCCUCAUUAACCUGUAUUUUACUCAGGUGUUGCUCAAAGUGAGAGAGACGUACAGCUCAGACGUGGACAGACGACUCUGGAUGGCAAGAUGCGUGUACAGUGCGUUGAGCUUCAUCUUCCUCUGCGUCAACGUGGUGUGCGCCGUUCUCGGGGACCGAGGCGGCAGCAGGAGGUUGGGGGAGAGAACCUGGGAUCUGGUCCUGGUUCGAGUUCUGGUCAAUGACCUGCUCUUCAUCCUGAAUGCAGUCUUACUUGCCGCCUUGCUGCUGCUCCUGACACGACACUCUCGCUUCACCAGCCCCUACCUGAUGAGCAAGGGGACCACCGUGUGCCGCACAGCAGCGCUCGGAGCAGCAGUGAUCUUCUUGUAUGCCAGCAGAGCCUGCUACAACCUGACAGUCCUCGUCCUGUCCCAGAACCACCACGUGGAGUCAUUCGACUUUGACUGGUACAACGUCUCUGACCAGGCUGACCUGCGUAAUGAACUGGGCGACAGGGGCUACAUGGCCUUUGGUGCCAUCCUCUUCAUAUGGGAGCUGCUGCCGACCAGUCUGCUCAUCCUCAUCUUAAGAGUUCGCCAACCUGCUCAAGAGACCAGCAGCAUCAACAACAGGGUCUUGCCUCAUCCAUAUUUCUUUGAUGACCCUCAAGGCAUGGAUGAGGACGCUCCUGUACCCUGGGCGCGCAGCUCACACCCACACACAAGCUGGUACGGAUCAGAGACCGCUCCCCUCCUGUUCGCCAGCAAUCCUCCAGACCAGAACCACCAGCACCACUCUUUCUACUCCACCCCCCAGAACUGAACUGAACUGAAGCAGCCAUCAGAACAGACCAAACACGGCUCCCGGCUCUAAGUAGUUAACUUCCUCUGAGAGCAGUCGUUUGCACUGAAAACCUCAGGAAAUCCUCACCAAACAGCAAAUAUGCACCUUCUAGUUUUUUGAAAAGAGAAAACUAUAUUUUUAAAAAUGAAAACAAGCUGACUGUUUUGUAGCUCAAAGGGAACAAACUUGGCAGGACAAUCCCCGCCUAACAUGCACGCUCAGUGAUCUCCUUAUAAAGGUUAAGCUGAGAUUAAAAUACAUUUUAAAAAAACAUCCCAAGAAUGUGGAUAAUCAAUUUAAUACCUCUUCCUAUCCCUUUAAAGUGGCACAUUUAGCUUCAUUAGCAUUCCUUAAUGAAUAAAUAAGUUGAUAAGCUCGCAGCAUGUGAUUCACAAAGAGCCACAUCCAAAGAGGGGAACUUUUCUUACACUUUUACAGGUGUAGAAGAAACAGAAUCAAUAAUUCCAGCAGCUUCUCUCUAAUGUAAUAAUCACAUUGCUGCACUCUUUUCUUUAAGACCAGUCUAUAGUCUCUAUUCUUUAAGUUUGUACAUCACAUUUGUCUCUUUUUAACUGUUUUGGAGUAGUUUUUGAUUCCUGCUCCCUUCCUGUGUAAUUAUAUAUUUUGAUGGAAGUUUAACUUAUUUUAUGACUACGGUUCUGCGCUGAAUUUGCAACUAAAAUAUACUUCUUUUUUUUUCUGCUUCAUGUCUUUACUGGAAUGAGGCUUCCUCAUAGUGAGUCGCUCACCUGUGGGUUCGACUUUACCACAUGACUGACAUUUAACUGUGUAAACAGCCAAGCAAUACAAGCACGAAAAAAAGCUUGUUUAGCCUGUUGCUAAGCAGCGGACAUAUGGAUCAAACUGCUGUGGUUGUAGAUCUCGAUACGGCACCUUUCGAUAUUUCAGAUGUUUUUUUGAUUUUCGAACUGUACUUACAUGUUUUACUACCAACUGUAUAAUUCAAUAGAGUCACAUGUUUUCCAAAGUAUGCCAGAGUGUCUCAGAUUGUAUUUUUACAGCCUUCCAGUCAACCACAUUAAAGUUAUUCCUGCGUGUCAGUCCACCUACAGACUGUAAACCUUUGCUUUGAGACACGUAAAACAUAUCUGCUUUUAUUUUUGUCUUUUAUGUUAUUAUAAAAACAUAUAUGCAAAUUUUUUAAAGUCUGUUUACAGUUUUCUUCAAAAAUUCCUGGUACAUUUUCUGGAAAGAACCGUGUCAUUUGGUGGUAAUUUUACAGAUUUGUUCUCUGUUGGGAUUUUAAUAAUUUUUCUCACAGGAAUUCAACAGAACACAGUUUGUCCAGAGGUGGCCAGAUGUUUGCAUUCCACUCUACUGUACAUGGUAAAGUUUGACCUGUCGCUGUUACUCUUUCACUGUCAAGUAGAUGUUAACCUCGCCGUGCUGUUAGGCAGCGGUUUCCAUCUUUUUGGCUUGUGAGUGUCAAGGUUUUGGCCUCAGUGUGGACGUGAAGUGUUUUACAUGACUUUUUUAGAGGACUAAGAGGUAAAAAUAUAAAAUAUAACUUUGUACUUGUGAAUGAUGUAUGAAAUGUUACAAUUAAUAAACACU